Molecule: messenger RNA, 2502 nt
Organism: Drosophila serrata
Lineage: Eukaryota; Metazoa; Arthropoda; Insecta; Diptera; Drosophilidae
Gene: fat-spondin
Product: extracellular matrix protein f-spondin
Biological process (GO): cell adhesion
Cellular component (GO): extracellular matrix
Molecular function (GO): serine-type endopeptidase inhibitor activity
Source: RefSeq, a predicted model, not a curated record
UCGUCUGGAACGGUCGCUAGUCCGUCUUUCGUUCUUCAUCGCAAUCGUCAAGUGAUAACGUGGGAAACAAAGGCUUUCCGAGAUGGGGCAAUCGCUGCCGCUGCUCAUCCGCCUGCUGGUCGUUGUCUGGCUGACAAUUAGUACGGUCACCGCCUGUCCCCGGGCGCCCACCCACUUGAACCACGGCCGACGCACACGCGGCGACAAUGGAUACAAACUAAUUGUGGCCGAUGGACCCAACGGAUAUGUGCCCGGCAAGACGUAUAAUUUGCUUCUGCUCGGUUCCCGCACUCACACGAAAAUCCAGCAUUUUACCCAUUUUACCAUCGCUGCUGAGGCACACACUGGAGCUCGGCGUCCCCAGGCAGCCAGUCCGAGGCGUGUAGGUCGCUUCCAGUUGUUCAGUGAUUCGCUGACCCAAUUCAACGAUCGGUGCGUAAACACCGUCUCCGAGGCGGAUGAUCUGCCUAAGACGGAGGUUCAGGUGAUGUGGGUCGCCCCAGAGUCGGGGUCCGGCUGUGUCUCCCUCUCGGCAAUGGUGUACGAGGGGCCACGCGCCUGGUUUGCCGACGAUGGCCAACUGUCCACGGUGAUUUGUGAGCGAAAACCAGAUGCAGCCGCUGCGCAGAAGGAGUGCUGCGCCUGCGAUGAAGCGAAGUACAGCUUUGUUUUUGAGGGUAUCUGGUCGAAUGAAACACAUCCCAAGGACUAUCCCUUCGCCAUUUGGCUGACCCACUUCUCCGAUGUGAUUGGCGCCUCGCAUGAGUCCAACUUCUCGUUUUGGGGGGAGAACCACAUAGCUACCGCCGGCUUCCGGUCCCUGGCGGAAUGGGGAUCACCUGCUGCUCUGGAAACGGAGCUGCGAGCCAAUGGUCCCAAGUUGCGUACCCUGAUCAAGGCCGCUGGUCUGUGGUACCCGAAUGUCAACCAGAACACAUCCUCCAAGUUCCGCGUGGAUCGCAAGCAUCCCAAGGUGUCGCUGGUAUCCAUGUUUGGUCCCUCUCCCGAUUGGGUAGUUGGUAUCAGUGGCUUGGAUCUCUGCACCGAGGACUGCAGUUGGAAGGAAUCAAUGGAAUUUGAUCUAUAUCCCUGGGAUGCGGGCACCGACAGUGGGAUCUCAUACAUGUCACCCAAUACGGAGACGCAGCCACCGGAGAGGAUGUACCGCAUUACCACCAUGUAUCCCGAGGACCCCAGGGCUCCAUUCUACAAUCCCCAGAGCCGCGAGAUGACUCCUUUGGCCAAACUAUACGUGAGGCGGGAAAAGAUUAUCUCCCGAAACUGUGACGAUGACUUCCUGCAGGCUCUUCAGCUGGAGGUGUCCGACGAUGCCGAGGAGCAGACAUAAGAGGUGAUCUAUUACCCCGCAGCGGAGUGCCGUGUGAACGAGUAUUCCGCCUGGAGCCCGUGCUCUGUGAGCUGCGGCAAGGGAAUUCGAAUGCGCAAUCGCCAGUAUCUCUAUCCCCAGGCAGCGGAGCAGUCCAAGUGCAGUCGCCAGCUGGUGUCCAAGGAGAUGUGCGUGGCACCCAUACCCGAAUGCGCUGAUGGGUCCACCUCGCAGCGCGAUCGCGAUGAGGACGAGGGCGAGAACCUCGCCAACUCGCAAUCCCUGGUAGGAGACAAUGGUGAAGGCGCCGGCCUGUGCAAGACCUCGCCGUGGAGCGUGUGGUCCGAGUGCUCGGCCAGCUGCGGCAUCGGUAUCACCAUGCGCACGCGCACCUUUGUCAAUCAUUUAGGACGCAAGCGAUGCCCCCACAUUACGAUCGUGGAGAAGAACAAGUGCAUGCGGCCGGACUGCACGUACGAGCAGGUGGAGCUGCCCGAUCCCCACUGUCCCACCUCUCAGUGGAGCGACUGGAGCCCGUGCAGCUCGACCUGCGGCAAGGGCGUGACCAUACGCACCCGCCUCCUGCUGCUAGAGAAUGGACCGGAGAAGGAGAACUGCACACGCCGCAUGGAGCUGCACCCAAAAGAGUGCGUCAAUCCCACCAGCUGUCACAUUAAUGCCGAACAGGCCAAGGACAUCUGCGUUCAGGCGCCAGAUGCGGGUCCCUGCCGUGGUAGCUACCAAAGGUAUGCCUAUAAUCCGCAGUCACAGCGCUGCGACUCCUUCAGCUACGGCGGAUGUCGCGGCAACCGAAACAAUUUCCUGACGGAGAACGAUUGCCUGAACACCUGCAAUGUGAUCCGGAGUGCAUCCCGAUCGGCAGCUGAUCCACACAAGCUGCCCAAGGACUGCGUGCUUUCCGAUUGGUCCACUUGGUCCCCCUGCAGCGUCAGUUGCGGAUCCGGCUUCUCCGAGAGCUACCGCUACGUGGUCAGUGAGCCACAGAAUGGAGGUCAACCGUGCUCCAAGCGCCUGGUCAAGCCGCGCCGUUGUUCCAUGCCCGCCUGCUGAGCCCUUACUGUCAUUUCUUAAGUUGAGCAUCCUGUUCACAUCCUUGAAUCUGUAUCAUCAUAUUUGGGUUCUUAAUAAAGGUAAAUUUUUGAAUAUAUAUUUUA